Molecule: messenger RNA, 420 nt
Organism: Arabis nemorensis
Lineage: Eukaryota; Viridiplantae; Streptophyta; Magnoliopsida; Brassicales; Brassicaceae
Source: the annotation of a GenBank genome assembly
AUGGAUAAGACAAAGCUCAAUGGUUUGACCGGAAAACGUGGAGCCGACGACCACGCCGGCACCGAUGACCAUGACGGUGGCGUCGGUUGUGGCGUUGUCACUUUUGGCGAGAACUCGAAUGCGAUGAUUCCGACGGCUCAAAGGGAAGUUCCGAUGCCGUCACUUGGAUGUGUCGAGGACCACGGCACCGAAUACGCCGAGGACUACCGUGGCACCGAGGUCCAACGCCCCGCCGAAGACUACCACGCCGAGGAUCCGAUGUCUUAUCUCCGUGGCCCCGAUGACGCAAGGGCCUCUCUUCCUGGCUUAGAUGUCUCAAGCUCUCGGACCAACCCUACGCCGAAGACCAAUGUCGCCCCGAGGAAUCGAGCUUUUGUCGCCGAAGACUCGAUAGGCAGAAUCCCGACGUCCUCGAGCUGA